GGAAAAUAUUGAAGACUUUUAAAGUUGGGAAAUUUGAAGACUUCGUAAAUCGAAUUAUUGACAAACGACGUUUUACAGUUACUUCCGCUUCCUUUCCAAAUCCUCUCCGCCGCCGCCGCCGCCUGUCCUCUCCGCCGCCGCCGCUGCCGCUGCUGAUCAUCUCAAUAAUGGAGGGCGUAGGGGCCAGGUUCGGCCGAUCUUCCACCCGUUACGGCGGUCCCGCUGCCGUCUUUACAGGCCCGGUUCGCAAGUGGCAAAAGAAGUGGGUUCACGUGCCGCCGCCCAAUUCCAACAACCACCAUCACACGGCGUCUAAUGGAACCGCUAAUGGAAGCAACGGCUCCUUCCACGUGCAGUUUUACAAGUGGACGCCCAUCGUUUCCAGCCAAUUGAAAGACGGUAGCAACAAUGAUAGCAACGGCGGCGAUAAUGGUAAUGCUGAACCUAAAAAUUCGAGUAAGGGAGACGAUGCUGCGGUGGAGGAGCCUCCGAAGAAACGAUUCAAGUAUAUUCCGAUUGUUGUGCUUGAAGAACAAAAAGUUGAAUCCUCGGAGCAGAUGGAGGAUGAAAAUAAGUCAGAUGAGGGUAACUCAGAUGCAAUAGAGACAACGUCCAGAGGUGAUGAAAAACCUGACAUGAAUGAUACACCAAUGGAUGAAAACCAGGCUUCAGAGAGCAGUCGUGAGGAACGGCAAGAUCUGAACGAAAGCACCUUGGAUUUGAGUCUGGGGUUGAAUGCUCAUGAUGGUGAAAAUGAGUCCAACGAUCAAAACAGAGAUUAGUAGAGCGAAUCAGCUCUUCAUUUAUUGAGACGCUGGUUUGUUUAUGCAAAAGCCUAAAGGUUAGACGCAGAUGAGCAAUCUAAGCUUGUUGAGUACAGUGUUUGCUGCGUUUCUUAAGCCUAAGAAGUAGAUUUCAUGGUCACUAAAUGUUGUAAUUUUAGGUUUAGUUUGCUUCUUUGUUGAAGUGAUUGUAUUUGUAUGAUUUCAUCUCAUUGCAGAUGGAAUCAAAUUUUUUACUCGAAUCAGAAUUGUAUUAUUUUAUGGUCAAGAUAUCUAUCUAUUCUUGUUAA
Salvia splendens (bonfire salvia) is the source of this 1072-nucleotide messenger RNA. RefSeq names its product B-cell CLL/lymphoma 7 protein family member A. The record is from RefSeq and is a predicted model, not a curated record. NCBI's taxonomy places the organism in Eukaryota, Viridiplantae, Streptophyta, Magnoliopsida, Lamiales, Lamiaceae. The transcript is spliced from 3 exons. Bases 168 to 782 code for a protein of 204 amino acids.